Molecule: messenger RNA, 3504 nt
Organism: Closterium sp. Yama58-4
Lineage: Eukaryota; Viridiplantae; Streptophyta; Zygnematophyceae; Desmidiales; Closteriaceae
Source: the annotation of a GenBank genome assembly
AUGUACGUAUAUCAGCCGCUCCCUAAACCCAGCCCGUCCUUCCCUUCCCCCAUCCCCAUUAUUCCCCGUCUUCUCCCCCGCAAACGCGCGCCGGCGCUUCGUCUGCGCUCCGGGGCUCCAGCGGAAGGCCCUCCGACGAGCGAGAGCGGGGGACGACUGGUGCCGCGGGCUGUCGGACGGCCUUCACGGGGAUGCGCUCACUGUUCCGCCGCACAGGUACGCGCGCAGCUGACCACAGCUGCGCCUGUCGUUGUGUGGGCGGACGAGCAGGCAGGGGCGGAGUUGAACGCGCUCUUGGCGUUCAAGGCGUCAGUGGUGGAUUUUCAGAACGUGCUGCGCUCGUGGGUCGUGCCUCGCCACGCCGCCAACUCCUCUCUCUCCCCAGACACCUUCUUCUGCCGCUGGCGCUUUGUUACCUGCUCCUCCCCUCCCCCAACCAAAGCCGCAGCAGCGGGAGCAGCAGUUUCUCGGAGAGUGAUUGCAUUGCAGAUUCCGGAACCAGGAGUUAAUUCCUCUCCAGGCGCCGCCACAGAGGAUCUCGGAAAUCUCACCAUCAAAAACAGCGCUGACUUCCCAGGCAUUGCUGGCCUGGUUGGGGCCUUCCCAACACAGCUCUCUGCCUGCUCGUCUCUCGCCAAACUAGACCUCGCAUAUCACCGCAUGAUUGGAAGCAUACCCGACAGCAUAUCGCAGUUGACUGCUCUCACGGAACUGACGCUUAGAUUCAGUCUCAUCACUGGAACUCUCCCCACUGGUCUCUUUUCCCUCCCCAAGCUUGAGUCGCUGAAGCUUCCCUCCAAUGCCAUUUUCGGGGAGAUUCCGCCGCAGAUUUCUCGGCUAAGCAAGACACUUAUGAACCUGGACCUGAACAAGAACCAUCUCUCGGGCAGCCUGCCGGCGGAGAUCGGGCAGCUGAAAAAACUCGGCGUCAAACCGGACUUCGCAGGGUUAGCGCUCCAAUGCAACAACUUCUCAGGAUCCCUUCCUGCUUCCAUCUCCAACCUCCAGUCUCUUCAAAACCUCGACCUCAGCUUCAACCAAUUCUCAGGCUCCCUCCCCCAGGGAGGCGCUUUCCUCUCAACUCUCUCCAAACUUGCCAACCUUCAGAUCACCAGCAAUCACUUCUCCGGCUCUCUGCCGCUCUCCUUCGCAUGCACCACCAGCAUCCUCACCAUCUCGCUGGGAACCAACCAGUUUUCAGGCACGCUGCCAGGGAGUCUGGACAACUGCGCCAUGAUGCUUAUAACGUUGGACGUUUCUAGCAACAACCUUACGGGACCCCUGCCGCCCAGCCUCUGGAAGUCCCUUUCCAUGGCUUACAUGCUGGGGAUGUUAAUACUGAGCAAUAACAGCUUUACGGGCAGCCUGUCGCCCGACUUUGCAAACAUUGCAUCGCUCGGGCAGUUUGAUGCCAGCAACAACAAACUUUCCGGUCUGCUGCCCGAUCUGAAAUCUUGUCUGGUUGCCACGAUGCUGCAGAGCGUAUACCUGGCGAAUAAUUCCUUCACGGGCAGCAUUCCAACCGGUUUCAUCUGCAAGAAGAUGCAAUUCUUGGACCUGACAAACAAUUCUCUUUCGGGUGAUCUGCCCGACGUCCUGGUGGGGUUAAACAGCGGGCAGGCAAAAACAGGCCCAGCAGCAGCAGCAGCAGUUCUCAAGUCAUCUCCGCAUUUUGCUCAAUUAAACCUAAGCCACAACAGUUUCACGGGACCCAUCCCUCUGGGCGGCAACUGCAAGAAUCUAACUCAGCUUUUCCUAGACCACAACAAUUUCUCCGGCCCCGCUGCUCCUGAAGCCCUAGCCACGUGCCGCAACAUCAAUUUCUACGAUGCUUCCAACAACCAGCUCUCAGGCACAGCAGCUGACGUGGUUGAAAAGCUGAGCAAGUCGCUCGGUGUGGUGUCGAUUCGGCUCGGCGGUAACCGCAUCGAGGGCGAAAUCCCGGAUAAGGUUUACGCUCUGAGUUCUAUCAGAGAGCUGAACCUGUCGGGGAAUGUGCUCGCGGGUUCGAUUCCCAGCACCGUCGCUUUGCUGAACCGGCUGCAGGUUCUGGACGUGAGCGGAAACGGGCUGUCCUCGUCCCUCCCCUCCUCGCUCGGCUCCUUGUCCUACCUCUCGCUCCUAGACGUCAGCAGCAACGGCCUCUCAGGGCCCAUCCCACCCGAACUCGCCCCGCCCUUCCUGCCCUUCCUCACUCUCCUCAACGUCUCCCACAACACCUUCUCCGGCUCGAUCCCCUUUGGCUUCUCCAAUACCAACACCACCAUCACUACCCUAGACUUCUCCCACAACAACCUCUCCGGUCAGAUCUACCCGGGCAACCUCUCGCUUCUCCCCGCCUCCGCCUUCGCCGGCAACCCCGGCCUGUGCGGGGGAGCCGGCUACCCCAACUGCCCGGCCCCGCCGGGGCAGGCGCUGUCGACAGGAGCGGUGGUGGGGAUCGUGGUGGGGUGUGUGGCGGCGCUGGCUCUGGCGGUGGGCGGUGUGUGGUACGCGCUGUUCUACCAGCGCAAGACGGGGCUGGAGGGCGGCACCAUGCUCGUCUUUGAGCGCCUCGACUUCAAACUCAACAUCCGCUCCAUUCUUGAUGCUACUGACAUGUUCAGUAACAAAUACCUCCUCGGCCGGGGCGGCUUCGGCUCCGUCUACAAGGCAACACUGGAGGACGGGCGGGAGGUGGCGAUAAAGCGACUGGCUCUGGGCUCGUCGCAGGGGCAGCGGGAGUUUGAGGCGGAGAUGCACACGCUGGGAGCCGUGCGCCACCGCAAUCUCGUCGUGCUCGUCGCAGCAUACCUCUCCCGCCCGCCCUCCCAGGAGCGCCUGCUCAUCUACGACUUCCUCCCGGGCGGCUCUCUCGACCAUGUGCUCGACCGCGACAUGCCCAAGGGCUCUCCCAUGCGGCGCUGGGCGGUGCGGCGGAAUAUUCUUGCGGGCACGGCGCGCGGCAUGAAGUACCUGCACCACAACUGCAUCCCGGGGAUCAUUCACCGCGACAUGAAACCCGCUAAUGUGCUCCUGGAUGACAAUUUUGAGCCCAAAGUCGCUGAUUUCGGGCUCGCGAGGGAGAUGGAUGCGACCAAGUCGCACAUGAGCACGGCUGUUUUUGGAACGAUUGGGUAUUUGGCUCCCGAGUAUUAUCAGCGCGGUCGGCUUUCGUUCAAGAGCGAUGUGUUUGCGUUCGGAGUGCUGGUUCUGCAGGUGAUUACGGGUAAGCUCCCCACGGAUGAGGAGUUUGCGGAGAGAGGCCUGGCGAGGUGGGUGGGAGCGAAUUCGAUCGCGAACAUUGUGGACCGUCGGAUCGACGAUCGGGACGAGUAUAUGGAUGAGAUGAAGGGCGUGGUGACGCUGGGGUUGAGGUGCACGUCUAGAGUAGCAGCGGACCGGCCCUCCAUGGCUGAGGCUCUAGAGUUGCUAGAAGAGCUGAGCACGUUUGCAGAGGGUAUAGGUGGGGGAAAGAAGGAGGAAGCAGCGGGUGGGGAUGGGGACGGGAAGCAGCAGGAGUAG